UCAGGAAUCACAUGGUUUACGUUUGCAGCUCAGCCAGACGCCAUUUUGGAGGAAAGUUUGGGAUUUGUGAGAGCUGGAAGCUGCAGGAGAGGAGCAGGAGGAGGUGGAAGGAGAAAGCAGGAGGAAGUUGGCCACGCAUGCAGCUCUCAGGCUGCGCCUCUCCGGGCUCUGAAGCGAUCGGGCCGGUUCCGGAUCAGGCGGUGGGACGGAGUUAGGAGAACCUCCUCCGGGCUGGACUCUGAAGUUUGUCCCGGGGUUUUCUGGAAGGAGGUGCGGAGCUCCGGAGCGGCUCGGUCUCCUCCUGUGCAGCCGGAGCAGCAGCCGGAGCGGCGGGCAGGGCUGGGUGUGUUUUAUCGCAGAGCCUCCUUCCAGCGGUCAGUCUGAGCGCUGCUCCCCGGCCACUGCAGCCUCUGAGGCGGGGAAGUGUAUCUGGGAGGGUCGGAGUCUCCCGGAGCUCCCCUCCCCCUCCUGUGCGGCUGGGUCCCGGUCCGGGACCGGCUCGCUGCUGGGUGGAUCUGUCGGAAGUUUGUCCGCUGUGAACUUGCUGUCGUCGUGGAAACAUUUCUAGCGGGUUUACUGGAUUUUACGGCGGGAGAACAAGUGGAAACCUGCCCAGUGAGGAGGGUGUAUGUGUCACUCUGAGCCCCGAACCGAACCGAGCCCAGUCCGAACAUGCCCGUCAGGAAGAAAGACGCCCAGCGGGCCCUGCUGCUCCUGGAGGAGUACCGGAACAAGCUGACCCACACCGAGGACCGGCAGCUGAGACUCUCCCUCCAGCGGGUCAUCGACAUCUUCCAGAGCAACCUCUUCCAGGCUCUCAUAGAUAUCCAGGAAUUUUACGAAGUGACCUUAUUGGACAGCCAGAGGUGGGCGGAGUCUUCCAAAGGGCCGGAUCCCGGCGUGCCCAUCAACCUGUGGGACUUCUCCAGUCUCCAGAGCCCGACCGGAACCUCGGAGACCCUGCCCAGCCUUAGCACCAGCAUCGAGGAGUCCCCCCUCCUUAACGAAAUCCUGCACACGUUGGCGCAGGCCAAACUCUCCCCCUGCCAUGACGGACAAAAGUACCGGCACCACGAUGAGGACUCGUCCCCCCAGGAGCAGAGCUCCCCCCAGCUGACCGAGGAGCCGGGGGGUCCCGAGCUGGUCCAGGUGGCAGAGAAGAACCUCUCCCAGAUCGAGAACGUCCAUGGAUACGUCACCCACGCUCACAUCUCGCCGAUGAAGGCCAACCCUCCGCCUGUGGUGGUCAACACGGACAGCCUGGACACGCCUCCAUACGUGACUACAAAUUAUAGCUACAAAAUAUUUGAACAGCUGUCUAUCAGCAGGGGAAACUCUGGGCUGGGCUUCAGCAUCGCAGGAGGUACAGAUAACCCCCACAUCGGUGAAGACCCCAGCAUCUUCAUCACCAAAGUCAUUCCUGGAGGAGCAGCAGCUCAGGACGGACGGCUCAGGGUGAACGACGUCAUCCUGCGGGUAAACGAGGUGGAUGUCCGGGACGUGACCCACAGCCGGGCCGUGGAGGCGCUGAAGGAGGCGGGGUCUCUGGUCCGACUCUACAUCCGCAGAAGGAAACCGGUCUCAGAGAAGGUGAUGGAGCUCAAGCUGGUGAAAGGACCCAAAGGUCUGGGCUUCAGCAUAGCAGGGGGGGUCGGAAACCAGCACAUCCCCGGAGACAACAGCAUCUACGUCACCAAGAUCAUCGAAGGCGGCGCCGCACAGAAGGACGGGAGGCUGCAGAUCGGAGACAAACUGCUGGCCGUGAACAGCGCCUGCCUGGAGGAGGUGACCCACGAACACGCCGUCACUGCCUUGAAAAACACUCCUGAUGUGGUCUACUUGAAAGUGGCAAAACCCAACAGUGUCUUCAUGAGCGACAGCUUCGCCCCGCCAGACCUCACCAACUCCUUCACGCAGCACAUGGAGAACCAUAUCAGCACCCCUAACUUCCUGGGUCAGACCCUCCCCACACCGGCACCAACGGGACGCUACUCGCCAACGCCGAAGAGCAUGCUUGGAGAAGACGACGUCACACGGGAGCCGAGGAAGGUGGUCCUGCACCGGGGAGCAACGGGCCUGGGCUUCAACAUCGUGGGUGGGGAGGACGGCGAGGGGAUCUUCAUCUCCUUCAUCCUGGCCGGAGGCCCGGCGGACCUGAGCGGGGAGCUGCGGAAAGGAGACAGGCUGGUGUCGGUGAACGGCGUGGACCUGCGGAACGCAACGCACGAACAGGCCGCCGCCGCCCUGAAGAACGCUGGGCAGACGGUGACCAUCGUGGCCCACUACAGGCCAGAGGAGUACAGCCGCUUCGAGGCCAAGAUCCACGACCUGAGGGAGCAGAUGAUGAACAGCAGCAUCAGCUCCGGGUCCGGGUCCCUGCGGACCAGUCAGAAGAGGUCCCUCUACGUCAGAGCUCUGUUCGACUACGACAAGACCAGGGACUCGGGUCUGCCCAGUCAGGGCCUGAACUUUAAGUUCGGAGACAUCCUCCACGUGGUGAACGCCUCCGAUGACGAGUGGUGGCAGGCCCGACAUCUGACGCCUGAGGGGGAGCUGGAGGAGGUGGGGGUGAUUCCCAGCAAGAGACGAGUGGAGAAGAAGGAGCGAGCGAGGUUAAAGACGGUGAAGUUCAACUCCAAGUCCAGAGACCGGGGGUCCGUCAAUGACAAGCGUAAAAAGAACCUCUUUACCCGAAAGUUUCCUUUCUACAAGAGCAAAGAGCCGAGCGAGCAGGAGACCAGCGACGCCGACCAACAUGUGACGUCUAACGCCAGUGAUAGUGAAAGUAGCUACCGUGGAGCAGAGGAGUACGUUCUGUCCUAUGAGCCGGUUGUUCAGCAGGAAGUGAACUACACUCGACCCGUCAUCAUCCUGGGACCCAUGAAGGACCGGAUCAACGACGACCUGAUCUCAGAAUUCCCCGAUAAAUUCGGCUCCUGUGUCCCACAUACGACCCGGCCCAAACGAGACUACGAGGUGGACGGCAGGGAUUACCACUUCGUGGUCUCCAGAGAGCAGAUGGAAAAGGACAUCCAGGAUCACAAGUUCAUCGAGGCGGGCCAGUACAACAACCACCUGUACGGAACCAGCGUCCAGUCGGUCCGAGAGGUGGCAGAGAAGGGUAAACACUGCAUCCUAGACGUGUCGGGCAACGCCAUCAAGAGGCUCCAGCUGGCUCUGCUUCACCCCAUCGCCAUCUUCAUCAAACCCAAAUCUGUGGAGAACAUCAUGGAGAUGAACAAACGUCUGACGGAGGAGCAGGGCCGGAAAACCUUAGACAGAGCCGCCAAGCUGGAGCAGGAGUUCACUGAGCAUUUCACAGCCAUCGUUCAAGGCGACACGCUGGAGGAGAUCUACGAGCAGGUGAAGCAGAUCAUCGAGGAGCAGUCUGGUCCCUUCAUCUGGGUUCUGUCCAAGGAGAAGUUAUGAGACCCGGCGCCGGCUUCAUCUCUCCUCCUCUUCAUCACUUUGUUUUAUUUUGGAAAGAAGCAUGGACCGGCGGACGGCAGCCUCACCUCUACUUCCAUCCAUCUCCCCAAGGCUUCAUGUUCCUUUCCUUGGAAGCACACAGGAAGUGACAUCACACGGUACAGCUCCUUAAUGUUUAAGGACGGAGGAUUUCAGAGGAGAAGAACAAGAGUUCAAAAAUGUACAACACAAAUUCUUUGGUUCUUUUUCUUUUGGCUGUUGUGUUUUUUUUUUUUUUUUUCCAGCCAGAACCUCUGGCAACGUUUGUUUGGAUCGGAGGAAGCAGAGACACAAAAAGCAGAACUUUGCACGUUUGAGCUUUAACAGCAUGUCGGUUUAGACCCGUUUGUUUCCCAUCAGCCCCUUCACCUCAGCGUCUGACAUCACAACUCCUUUCACUAUUUUUUUUUUAUUAAAUCUUUUUAGUUUUUAACAUUUUCCGCUCCUCACUGCUGCAGGAUGUUCGUCAGGAGGCUGCAGGCCCAUCACUCUGCUGCUAGAGGGCGCCAGAGACCUAAAUACUAAAAUGUAAAGUUUUAACAGUUAAAAGCUCAAAUCAAAACAUGUUAAAUAUAAUUAAUAGACUGAAACCAGAAACUUUUGGUGUUGAAUUAGUCGAUG
Messenger RNA from Cyprinodon variegatus (sheepshead minnow), 4089 nucleotides. RefSeq names its product discs, large homolog 1 (Drosophila) (gene dlg1b). Lineage: Eukaryota; Metazoa; Chordata; Actinopteri; Cyprinodontiformes; Cyprinodontidae. Gene Ontology annotation, biological process: neurotransmitter receptor localization to postsynaptic specialization membrane; chemical synaptic transmission. Gene Ontology annotation, cellular component: postsynaptic density membrane; neuromuscular junction; neuron projection. The coding region runs from base 673 to 3429 and encodes 918 amino acids. Gene Ontology annotation, molecular function: kinase binding. The transcript has 24 exons. The record is from RefSeq and is a predicted model, not a curated record.